Molecule: messenger RNA, 490 nt
Organism: Eufriesea mexicana
Lineage: Eukaryota; Metazoa; Arthropoda; Insecta; Hymenoptera; Apidae
Product: chymotrypsin-elastase inhibitor ixodidin
Exons: 3
Coding region: 43-285 (80 amino acids)
Source: RefSeq, a predicted model, not a curated record
UUAUAGCAACUGUUGGCUCGUGGUCGAAACUGUUACUCGAAAAUGUCUCGUGUGUCUACUCUUCUUCUCAUCCUUGCCGUUGCUCUCGUCUGCAUAAGCAGCGUCAAUUGCGCUGCACAAAGAUGCGGUCCAAACCAGGAAUUUAGACCAUGUGGAACGAAAUGUGAACAGAGGUGUGGACAGCCCCCGGUUUCGUGUCCAGCGGUAUGCGUGGAAGCCUGUAAUUGCAUCAAAGGAUACGUGAGAAAUGCCAAAAACCAGUGCGUCGAGCGUAGCAAAUGUUAGGAUUCGUGGAGGCAUAAGUGACAUCUGGAUGGCUAUGUGGGAAAGUGCUAACUCUCGAAAGGAAAAUGUCACGAAUGCACGCGUGAAUUCGGCUUCGUAUAUUUGCUUAUCUCAUUUCUUGUAUCCGUUGUGUCUGCGUUGGAAAAUUAUUCCGCGCAAAUAACGCGAAUAAAUGCAAAUUUAAAGCGACCGCUGUCGUAAAACG